This is a messenger RNA of Paraglomus brasilianum, 1760 nucleotides long. Lineage: Eukaryota; Fungi; Glomeromycota; Glomeromycetes; Paraglomerales; Paraglomeraceae. The record is from the annotation of a GenBank genome assembly.
CGGCUCAAGUUCCAACAAGCUCCGUUUCUCAAACGCCAAACCCCACAACCUUUAUAGUUCCACCUAAAAUCAACUACAACAAAACUAAUGGUGUAUCUAAUGGCAUAUCUGAAAUAGAUCCAACCGGCAGUGGAAUAUUGUUUGUGUCGGGGGUGAUCACAUCGUUUAUGAACAUUUUCGGAUGUAUAGUAAUAUUCGUAUUAUCGUAUCGUACGUCCAAAAAAUUACUAGAACCGCUCUCACCAACACAGCGCUUUCCAUUAUACAUGGCAGUGCUAGACCUUCUGACAGCAAUAUUCAUCAUCCCUAACUUGCUAUACCCAAUGAUUCAUAAUAGGCUUCUACCAGGCGCAUGGUGUAUAGUCAUGGGAUUUGGAAUGUCAACAUUGAUUAGCAUGAACAUGAUGUUAAUGGCCAUUAUUGCUGUCAUUACAUAUUUGAGUGUCUGUCAUAAAAAGACUGGGGCAUCCGGGGCUAAAGAUUGGGCACUGUUUGCAUCUACUAUCUUGCCUUCGCUCUCUAUAGCUGUUAUCACUUUGGCAAUGAACGGAUAUGGACCUGAUACUUUUUGGUGCUUUACUCAACGCUCGGCGUCUGGGAGUCAAGUAAAUCUUGUCGCAAUGGUUGCUUUUGCAUAUAUCGUGACAGCCGUAACGACGUUCUGCUAUCUGAACGUAAUAAAACGAAUUCACAAUGUAGAAUCACUGUUAUCCGCUGGAAUCCUUAAAAAGUCGCCUAAAUCCAUGUCACGACGCACUUCAGACAUACCGAUGUACAACCUUAAUUCCCCGAGUAUAAGCGAGAGACAUGAUGAGAGGAGAAAUAGUCGAUACACCAACAAAUCCGCAUCAUACCAAGAUUUAAGCCUACCAGCAGUCUUAAUGGCCUCUACCGUGCAUAGAAAUUUGACAAAAGCCGAGAAGCGAAUCGCUUUUAAAGUAACUCGCGCUACACGCAGAAUGUCGUCUUAUAUCUUCCUACAAUUGAUCCAGUACACGCCAGUGAUUAUAUACUGUUUAUGUUUGCUGGUAGGUGCGAACGCAGCAUGGGUGUAUGUUUUAACGAUCACGAUUCUAAAUCUUGGUGGAGUAGCGAAAGCUAUUGCGUACGUACGGAACGAGCAUAUGACAUUGAAACAAUCGGCUGUGAAUCCGUCAAAAGAAAAUGCAUCACCAGAGCAUAGCAAAAGGACUGCACUUCGUCCAAUAUCAUCUUCAAUGUAUGAAAGUUCGAGGGAGUACUUGUCUCCUAUGACGAGUACGUUUAAAUCAGGCAGUUCGAUUAGUUUUACGUCAUCUGUUGGAGAGUAUAGUGAUGAUGGGUCGAACGGAAUGAUUCCGAUUAUUUUAUCGCCAACAGUUAGUGAAAUGUCAACGCUGACUUCCGCACGGACUCUACGAGAAGGCGAUAGGUAUUCCGAUAACUAUUACGAUAACUAUUCCGAUAGGUAUUCUGGUAGAUACUCCGAUAGGUACUCUAGCGGAUACUCUAAUAGGUACUCCGACGAUCGGUCCACUGUAGCCACUACAGUAGAUUAUCCGCUCUCUCCAGUUCCGCCCUCUCCAGUCUCUUCCUUGAUGAAUGUUGUCUGGAACCGUAGCGGUGAUAGUUCUGAAUCCGCUAAUGCAGUCAACCGUCCGGUGGAAGAAGGAUAUAUUCACGUGGACGAAGAGAAGGUGGAUCCAUUUUUGCAUUCUGGAUGGACUGAAGUUGAGGAUGAGAACGAGAGUAUUGCUGACAAUGAUGAAGACCGUAUGUGA